CCGCCAUGGAGCUCCGGGCCCGCGGCUGGUGGCUGCUGUGCGCCGCCGCCGCGCUCCUCGCCGGCGCGAGCGGGGAGCCCGCGGGCCGGAGCCGGAGCUGCGGCGAGGUCCGCCAGAUCUACGGGGCCCGGGGCUUCAGCCUCAGCGACGUGCCGCAGGCGGAGAUCUCGGGCGAGCACCUGCGCAUCUGCCCCCAGGGCUACACCUGCUGCACCAGCGAGAUGGAGGAGAACCUGGCCAACCGCAGCCGAGCCGAGCUGGAGACCGCACUGCGCGACACCAGCCUGGCCCUGCAGGCCGCCCUGGCUGCCCAGCUCCGCGGCGUGGACGACCACUUCCAGCAGCUACUGAACGAGUCGGAGCGCAGCCUGCAGGACGCCUUCCCCGGGGCCUUCGGGGAGCUAUACACGCAGAAUGCCGCUGCCUUCCGGGACCUGUACGCAGAGCUUCGCCUCUACUACCGGGGCGCCAAGCUGCACCUGGAGGAGACGCUGGCCGAGUUCUGGGCGCGGCUGCUGGAGCGCCUCUUCAGACAGCUGCACCCCGGGCUGCUGCUGGCCGAUGACUACCUGGACUGCCUGGGCAAGCAGGCCGAGGCCCUGCGGCCCUUCGGGGACGCCCCGCGGGACCUGCGCCUCAGGGCCACCCGCGCCUUCGUGGCCGCCCGCGCCUUCGUGCAGGGCCUGGGCGUGGCUGGCGAUGUGGUCCAGAAGGUGGCCCAGGUGCCUCUGGGCCCAGAGUGUUCCCGGGCCGUCAUGAAGCUGGUCUACUGUGCCCACUGCCUGGGCGUUCCUGGCGCCCGGCCCUGCCCCGACUAUUGCCGAAACGUGCUGAAGGGCUGCCUUGCCAACCAGGCCGACCUAGACGCCGAGUGGAGGAAUCUUCUGGAUUCCAUGGUGCUCAUCACGGACAAGUUCUGGGGCCCGUCGGGGGCGGACAGCGUUAUCGGCAGUGUGCACGUGUGGCUAGCAGGAGCCAUCAACGCCCUCCAGGACAACAAGGACACACUCACGGCCAAGGUCAUCCAGGGCUGCGGGAACCCCAGAGUCAACACUCAGAGCCCUGCGGCUGAGGAGAAGCGGCGCUGGGGCAAGCUGGCCCUGCCGGAGAAGCCCCCCACGGGCAUGCUGGAGAAGCUGGUGUCUGAGGCCAAGGCUCAGCUCCGCAACAUCCAGGACUUCUGGAUCAGCCUCCCGGGGACCUUGUGCAGCGAGAAGAUGGCCAUGAGCCCGGCCAGUGACGACCGCUGCUGGAACGGGAUGGCCAAGGGGCGGUACCUCCCCGAAGUGAUGGGCGAUGGCCUGGCCAACCAGAUCAACAACCCCGAGGUGGAGGUGGACAUCACCAAGCCGGACAUGACCAUCCGGCAGCAGAUCAUGCAGCUGAAGAUCAUGACCAACCGGCUGCGCGGUGCCUACAGUGGCAACGAUGUGGACUUCCAGGACUCCAGCGAUGACAGCAGCGGUUCAGGUAGCGGCGGCGGCUGCCCAGAUGACGUCUGUGGCCGAAGGGUCGGCAAGAAGAGCUCCAGUGCCCGGACGCCCUUGACCCACGCCCUCCCUGGCCUGUCGGAGCGGGAGGGGCGGAAGAUCUCGGGGGCCUGCCGCUGCCAGCCCCGCCCCCUGCUCCUGCUCCUGCUCCCCAGCCUGGUCCUCGCGGUGGCCAGGCCGUGGGGGCGGUAACCGCCCCUCUGCUCUGAGGACUAUGGCCGAGGACUGCCUUUGCCCACACAUGCAACGGAGAUAUUUAACGGCCCUGGGCCUGCAGAGGCCCAGGACGGGGGACGGUGGCUGUGUGCUGGGCAGGGGGUAUGGGGCCCUGGCGCCCCGGGUCUGGCCUUGCCUGCCUCCCUGGCUUUUAAUUUUGUAUGAGGUCCUCAGGUCUCCCGGGAGCCAGUGUCCCCUACAGCCAUGUAUUUCAGGGACCCCGGGGCUCCUCUGACUCCCCCACACACC
Messenger RNA from Dipodomys spectabilis (banner-tailed kangaroo rat), 1955 nucleotides. It is a transcript of the gene Gpc1, whose product is annotated as glypican 1. Gene Ontology annotation, cellular component: cell surface; plasma membrane; synapse. Gene Ontology annotation, molecular function: fibroblast growth factor binding. The coding region runs from base 6 to 1682 and encodes 558 amino acids. Lineage: Eukaryota; Metazoa; Chordata; Mammalia; Rodentia; Heteromyidae. The record is from RefSeq and is a predicted model, not a curated record. Gene Ontology annotation, biological process: negative regulation of fibroblast growth factor receptor signaling pathway; cell migration; regulation of protein localization to membrane. The transcript has 9 exons.